GCCACGGAGACUUUUCAGUUGCUUGAGACAUCGCAUCGCGCCGGCACGCGACCUCGUUGGUAGACAUAACCGCUGUGGCGUGGAGGCUCCUGAUCGCCAAGCAACUGGUUUGGGAACAGUUCCGAUCUCGUUCACACCCUUCAACACGAGGAUGCCACUUUCACCCGAAGUGACGUCCACCACGAUGCGGCACGCAACCCACUCGCUGCGCAAGGAGCAAGCACAAUCGACCGAAUCGUCAAUCUGCAUCGAUCUAAAGCCGCCAACGCUCGGCGGAGUGGAGGGCCUGGUAAACAAUCAGGCAAUCCGAAGAAUUGAAGAAUUACCUCCGUCCAAAGCCCCACGACGAUGCACAAUGAGCCGCCUAAUCCCUGCCAUACCUCUCCAGCCAAUCUUUCCAAAACACCCCUCGAGGGUGUGUCUAGCACCGACUGCAGCGCUGCUGUUUACCCCUCCCACCCAGGGAGCCGCGCCUUACCCCUUCCUCUCGGACCUGCAUCUGCUGGGCCCACAGGCGUGUGGGAGUGUGGCACAGUUUGGGUGGGCUUUCAACGACGCAUGUCUUGCAGAAGAUAGUCAAGCUACUGCAGUCUGCAUUUGUUGAUGGGCGUGUCAAAGCAGGAAGAGCGGGAUGACAGUGGAGCAAGACCGGGUUUCUCUCAUCACCAAUCUGCCUCAGAGAGUUGAGCGACGUCGAAGUCGACAUCGAAGCCGUCAACUCGACGAUCAUUCUCCCAA
Chaetomium fimeti is the source of this 738-nucleotide messenger RNA. RefSeq lists its product as uncharacterized. Bases 152 to 604 code for a protein of 150 amino acids. The record is from RefSeq and is a predicted model, not a curated record. NCBI's taxonomy places the organism in Eukaryota, Fungi, Ascomycota, Sordariomycetes, Sordariales, Chaetomiaceae. The transcript has a single exon.